AUGGCGACCAGCUAUGGAAACCGUUGUGGCAAGUUGACUGACCGAAAAAAGAUGCUGCACUUUAUGUGGAGAGUGAGCCAUAAAAGCCUGGCUUUGCUUGUUAAUCUGAAAAGAAGGGGUAUUAAGUUGAACACCGGCUGUGUCCUUUGUGGGCGUCUGGAUGAGGAUGGAGCUCAUUUGUUUUUUAAGUGCAAGCAUGUGAAAAGGGUCUGGGACGAUCUGCAAUUGCAAGAAUUGAGGGAUCGGCUAGCACAAGCUAUUUCGGCCAAAGAGCUAGUUUGGGAAAUUCUGAAACUGAAGGAAAACGUGCAGCGACGGGUGAUCACUCUCAUGUACAUUUGGUGGUCGGAACGGUGCAGGAUUCGCGAAGGGGAUGCACCAAGAGAGUUGGGACAGAUUGCACGGUUAGUAAAUUGCUAUGCUGAAGAAUGGGCCUCUCUGAAGAAUGUACAAGCCGAACCUGUCCAAAGUCGAAGGAAGCCGGCAUGGUCUAAGCCCCCGACUGAUUUUAUCAAGAUUAAUUGUGAUGGGGCUUUUAGCCAGGAGGAUCUAGCUGGGGGUUGGGGAUAUGUCAUGAGAGGAGCCGAUGGUACUGUUGUUUGUUCAGGCUACGGCAAGCUGGGGAAGGUUCUGGAGGCUGCUCAUACAGAGAUCAUUGCCUAUCUACAAGCUUUUCAGCGGGCAGUGAUGUUGGGGAUUCAGAAGGUGGUCCUGGAGAUCGACGCACUGAUGGUGGCCCAAGCGGCAAAUGCGCCCGUUCUUGACCGAAGCUCGGCUAGCGGGUUGCUAUGGGAGUUGAAGGAGUGCUUACAUAUCAAUUUUUCUAGUUUUGUCGUAGCACAUAAAACCCGUUCUUGUAAUCUUGUUGCUCACAGUCUAGCUGCCCUUGGGGCGAAGUUAUGUCCGGGGUGCUGCUGCGGCGUCCCCCCUCUCGCUAUGAGUAGCGCUGUGAAGGACCAGCUGCAGCAGAUGUCGACGACGUGCGAUUCACUCCUGUUGGAGCUCAACGUGAUUUGGGAUGAGGUCGGUGAGCCCGACAUGGCGAGGGACCGGAUGCUGCUGGAGCUCGAGCAGGAGUGCCUCGACGUCUACAGGAGGAAGGUCGACCAGGCCAAUCGGUGCAGGGCCCAGUUGCGGCAGGCCAUUGCGGAGGCAGAGGCCGAGCUCGCUGGCAUUUGCUCGGCCAUGGGCGAGCCACCGAUACAUGUUAGACAGUCAAAUCAGAAGUUACAUGGUUUGAGGGAGGAAUUGAAUGCGAUUGUCCCAUACUUGGAGGAGAUGAGAAAGAAAAAAGCUGAAAGAUGGGACCAAUUUGUUGAUGUCAUAGAGCAAAUUAAGAAGGUUGCAUCUGAAAUCAGGCCUGCAGAUUUUUCACCCUUUAGAAUUCCUGUGGAUCAGUCUGAUCUGUCAUUGAGAAAGCUGGAGGAGCUAACAAAAGAGCUACAAUCCCUUCAGAAGGAGAAGAGUGAUCGGCUGAAACAAGUGAUGGAACAUCUUAACACUUUGCAUUCCUUAUGCGAGGUGCUUGGUGUAGACUUCAAACAAACAGUACAUGAGGUGCACCCUAGCCUGGGUGAGACUGAUGGAUCAAAGAACCUAAGCAAUAGUACAAUUGAGAGUCUUGCAUCAGCCGUAAACAGAUUGCAUGAAUUGAAAGUCCAGAGGAUGCAAAAGCUUCAAGAUUUGGCAUCUAGCAUGCUUGAACUUUGGAAUCUCAUGGAUACACCACUUGAAGAGCAGCAGAUGUUCCAGAAUGUAACCUGCAAUAUUGCUGCUUCAGAACAUGAAAUAACUGAGCCUAACACCCUCUCUAUUGACUUCCUCAGCUAUGUGGAAUCUGAAGUUUUAAGGCUUGAACAACUUAAAGCGAGCAAGAUGAAAGACCUUGUUCUGAAAAAGAAGACAGAACUGGAAGAGCAUAGGAGACGUGCUCAUUUGAUUGGCGAGGAGGGUUAUGCAGCCGAAUUUAGCGAUGAGGCUAUUGAGGCAGGAGCUGUUGAUCCUGCGCUGGUGCUGGAACAAAUUGAGGCUCACAUUGCCACAGUGAAAGAGGAAGCUUUUAGCCGGAAGGAUAUCCUCGAGAAGGUUGAAAGAUGGCUGAAUGCAUGUGAGGAGGAAGCUUGGCUGGAAGAUUACAACAAAGAUGACAAUCGUUAUAAUGCCGGGAGGGGGGCCCACUUGACACUCAAAAGGGCUGAGAAAGCUCGCAUUUUGGUAAACAAGAUCCCAGGACUGGUAGAUGUUUUGACCACAAAAAUUGUAGCUUGGGAGACAGAAAGAGGAAAAGAGUUCACAUAUGAUGGUGUCCGCCUUCUGUCAAUGCUUGAAGAGUACAUGAUCGUUCGCCAGGAGAAAGAGCUAGAGAAGAAAAGGCAGAGGGAUCAGAAGAAGAUCCAGGAUCAACUCAAAGCUGAGCAGGAAGCGCUGUAUGGAUCAAAACCAAGUCCAUCUAAGCCACAAAGCACGAAGAAGGCGCCUAGGCACUCCAUGGGUGGUGCGAACGGAAGACUGUCUCUUGGUGGACCCACAACGCAAGCCCCCAAAACAGACAUAAUGCACUCCAAGACAGCUCGUGCUGCCAAGAAGGCUGAAGAUUUGGGCGCUUUAUCUCCUAGUAGUAGAGGCUUGGACAUUGCCGGUCUUCCCGUGAAGAAGUUAUCUUUCAACGCAAGCACUCUGCGAGAGGCAGAAACACCACGCAAGCCUUUUGCCCAGAUCAUGCCAGGAAACAAUGUCUCAUUGGUGCCUGCGCGGCCCAUCUCCAAUGACACAGAGGAAGAGAACAAAACCCCCAAGAAAUUUUCAGGGCUCAAUCCAAAAACGCCGGUGACAGUGACGGCUCCUAUGCAGUUGGCGGUGACACCAGCUGUGGCUAACAAGGUCAUAGCCACUCCUGCAACCCUUUUCCAGGAGAAGGCAGGGUCGCCAGCACUGCCAGGGGACAUCGAGUACUCGUUCGAAGAGAGGCGGCUCGCCGUCUACCUGGCCAGGCAAGUGGCUUAA
Miscanthus lutarioriparius is the source of this 3003-nucleotide messenger RNA. The record is from the annotation of a GenBank genome assembly. NCBI's taxonomy places the organism in Eukaryota, Viridiplantae, Streptophyta, Magnoliopsida, Poales, Poaceae.